GCCGUGUGUUAAUAAUCUCGAGCUGUCGGUCUCCUCUCUCCUCCGCCUCAGAGCGCCGUUCUGCUGACUCAGUGCCUUACAGAGCAGUCCCGUUUCUCCACACCGUCCGGAACUACAGCUCCUCUCCGCUAACAGCAACGACAACCCCAGCCAUGGCCAAAACCGCAGUCGCUUACAAAGAGAAGAUGAAGGAGCUGUCCCUUGUCUCCCUCAUCUGCUCCUGCUUGUACCCAGAGGCCCGGAACAAGAUGAUGGGCGAGUUCGAAGACAUGAAGGUCACGCCCAUUAACAAGCGAGCCUCUGGACAAGCCUUCGAAGUGAUCCUGAAACCGCCAUCCCCUACAUCUGACGGGGGCUACAGUAUCACCUCUCCCCCCAAGAAGAGGGACGUCUCCCUGGAAGACAUUCAGAAGAAGCUGGAGGCAGCUGAGGACCGAAGGAAAUCUCAGGAGUCUCAGGUGCUAAAGGCACUGGCUGAGAAGCGUGAGCACGAGCGCGAUGUGCUGCUCAAGGCCAUGGAGGAAAACAGCAACUUCAGCAAGAUGGCAGAGGAGAAACUCACCAUGAAGAUGGAGCACAUCAGCAAGAACCGCGAGGCUCUGCUCACAGCUAUGCUGGAGCGCCUACAGGAGAAGGAGAGACAUGCCCAGGUGGUACGCAGGAACAAGGAACUGCGGGACGAGCUGAGCGGAGACGAAGAUCUCCAGUUCUAAUAUGCCCCCGCAUCACCCACCUGACUAAGUCAGAGACCCUCUCUCCUUAUUACCCAGUCCCACGUAGAGAAAGAGUCUCAUACACACACACUCCCCCACUCCCCACUUCCUAACCCGAGGGAGAAGGACAAACCCCAGUCUGCACCAACAGCACAUUCUUAUCCCAUCUUCCCCUCUUCCCAUCCUCGCAAAAAAAGUGAAAAAUGAAACCCAGAAGCAUCAUGCAUCCUACUGCUCCCUAAAAAAGAAUGUUUUUGCUCGAUUCAAAAUGAAACAAGUCAAAGUGGGUAUUGAUUUUUCUUUUUCUGUAAAUACUUCCUUUUUCGUUUUAUAUAUAUGAGGCGACAAAAGUAUUGCAUUGUGCCAUUUUAUAGUUUUCUCUCUCUAUAUCGAUGGAUGUAUUAAUUUCUUCUUGCUGUAUCUCUCCAAUCUGCUGCAGUUUCUCUUGUAACAGGCUUUGGUGUUUGUGAAUUUGCUGGCUAGCUGAUAUUUCGCAGUUUCACCUCUUCAGCCCCAAAUGGCCAUGUUUUAUGUGUGUGUAUGUGGGUGUGAAGAACAUAUUUAGUCACAUCACAUCACGCACGCAUUUCUGACAUUUCUGAUUCUCAUGAGAGUUAGAUCACCACACACACUAUUUAUUUAUGGACACACACACACACACAUACACACACACACACACACACACACAAACCCCAAUAUAUAAGUCAUACAUAUAUUCAUACAUACCUACAUACAUACAUACAUACAUACAUACAUACAUACACACCAUGAAUAAAUGCACAUGGGAUUUAGCAAAGAUGACAUCCUGCUCAGGAGGAGCUCGAUAAAUCUUCAGUUACAGUACUUGAUUAUGUGAUGUGACAUCUGUGCCUCAUGGCCACUGCAGUGCCACCCAUGUAUAGUCUCACAAUUUUCCAUUCUGUAGUGGUUUGUUCUAAUCAAAGCAUGCCAGAGAGAAACUAAAGUUGUAGCCAUAGAGGCCUAUCAGGGACUGCUGGAUGUCUGGAGGUAGCGCAUCCUUACUGAUGGACACCACAGAGGCACGAUGGAGAACAACGUGACCUCACAUUAUCAUCCAUAGUGAAGUGUGUGUGCCCGUGUGUAAGUGUGUGUAUGUGUCCAAAGAGACAUUGGUGGACCACAGGGAGUGUGUCAGUGCUCUUGUGUGAGCAGGGGAUUUGAGACAUCCCCGUGUCACAGACCUUCCUUCUGCAUCCUUUCUCCUGUUCAUGUGCUUUCUUCCCUUAACACAUGUAUCGAUGUGAGCAAGCUGUGGUGAAUAAAGGUUUGGGGUUCUGUGAAUGACA
Molecule: messenger RNA, 2020 nt
Organism: Pangasianodon hypophthalmus (striped catfish)
Lineage: Eukaryota; Metazoa; Chordata; Actinopteri; Siluriformes; Pangasiidae
Gene: stmn2b
Product: stathmin 2b
Exons: 5
Coding region: 153-713 (186 amino acids)
Biological process (GO): microtubule depolymerization; regulation of microtubule polymerization or depolymerization; neuron projection development
Cellular component (GO): neuron projection; cytoplasm; growth cone
Molecular function (GO): tubulin binding
Source: RefSeq, a predicted model, not a curated record